Crotalus tigris (Tiger rattlesnake) is the source of this 2053-nucleotide messenger RNA. RefSeq names its product transforming protein RhoA-like. Gene Ontology annotation, molecular function: GTP binding; GTPase activity. Gene Ontology annotation, biological process: cell migration; stress fiber assembly; small GTPase-mediated signal transduction. The transcript is spliced from 5 exons. Bases 307 to 888 code for a protein of 193 amino acids. Gene Ontology annotation, cellular component: dendritic spine; cleavage furrow. The record is from RefSeq and is a predicted model, not a curated record. NCBI's taxonomy places the organism in Eukaryota, Metazoa, Chordata, Lepidosauria, Squamata, Viperidae.
GGAGGGUCUCAGUUACGAAAUUGGGGGUGAAGAUACGGGGUCCCUCGCGCUCGUGCAGCUUAGUUUUGUAGCUUGUGAAAGGGGGUAGCUUGUGAAAAAGUCAAUUAACAAGCCCGCUGGUUUCCGGCUCGAUUCGGAAAUCUCCAUUUUACACGAUAAAAAGUGGUAAAGGCGCUCUGGAAAUUCCCUUCGAGAGGAGCAAGGAAGCCGCCUGUUUUUCCGUCGCGGCCUCUGCGUUUCCCUCCUCGGCUGUUUUCACAAUGAAGUUGAAGUGAGUUCGGAUGACGGACGCAACUACUUUUAGAGAUGGCUGCCAUACGCAAGAAACUUGUCAUUGUGGGAGAUGGAGCUUGUGGAAAGACCUGCCUCCUUAUUGUCUUCAGCAAGGACCAAUUCCCAGAAGUCUAUGUCCCCACUGUGUUUGAGAACUAUGUGGCUGACAUUGAAGUGGAUGGAAAACAGGUAGAACUUGCCCUGUGGGAUACAGCUGGACAAGAAGAUUAUGACCGUCUGAGACCUCUGUCUUAUCCAGAUACAGAUGUUAUCCUCAUGUGCUUCUCCAUUGACAGCCCUGACAGUUUAGAGAACAUCCCUGAGAAGUGGACUCCAGAGGUCAAGCACUUCUGUCCCAAUGUGCCUAUCAUCCUGGUAGGAAACAAGAAGGAUUUGCGUAAUGAUGAACAUACACGUCGGGAGUUAGCCAAAAUGAAGCAGGAACCGGUGAAGCCAGAGGAGGGCAGGGAUAUGGCCAACAGGAUUAGUGCUUUUGGCUACCUGGAAUGUUCUGCCAAAACAAAGGAUGGAGUCCGGGAAGUGUUUGAGAUGGCAACCCGAGCUGCCCUACAAGCCAAACGUGGGCGCAAGAAGACCUCAUGCCAAUUGCUCUAAAGCCUCCCCAGCCUGCCUUCCCCGCCUGCCAGCCAAGUCACUGAGCUGUUAGCUUCCAGGCUUUCCUCCCUUCUGAUACUGUGCUGAAGGCAGGACUGGCAUUGUCUCUUCAGAGGGGAAUCCUGCUAGAGCUGGGCAGGGGUUCUUCUGGAGCAUGGCAACUAACUAUGGCGAUGGGUUUCUCAAUCUGUCCCAGGCUAUUUCCAUCACUGUGCAGGGGUGGCAUUUUCCCCUUCCAUUACCAAAGUCUGGCCCUUCUGACAGAAGGUCAGAAGGGGUUGGUCUUUGAUGGGUCAGUCGGAGAGCUCCUUGUCCUUCUAUGCCUGCUUGCUCACAGCAGUCUUGCCUCUUUUGUUAGUAGUUCAUGGCACUACAUUGUUCCUGGCAAUUCUUUUAAGGAAGACUUCCUGCAAAGUGUGAAAGCUUACUUUAGUAAUCUGAACAUCUAGUUCCAGAGAGUUUCCCCUAGUUCAGAAGGGAUUAUUGAUUUGUGAAACAAGUCAGUCACUUUGGGAGGUAGGGAAUGCGUCCAGCACAGCAGUCAACAAUUCACUUAGCACCUCCUACUUUGGUAGACACAUUGAUUCCUUCGUUGCCUUUUCUGCUGUUCAGGGUGUAGCAGACUUACUUUGGACCAUGUCCCUUUCCUCAAGGAAAACACAGACCAAUCAAAAAGCCAUCUAAUUUAAGAUUUUAUUUUGAGGGGUAUCUUAUUAAAAUGACACAGGCUCCUCUAUCUUUUUUUUCUACCCUGUAUUCUGAAUAUUUUUGAAUAAAAUAAUUUCCUGAUAGCGGAGUAGGGAGCUCUUUCUUUCAGUCUGCUCAGGAGAUUGGGUCUUACAGAUUGGCCCCUUCUUAGCAACGUAUCUACAUUUGUAAGCAGAGGUGCUAUGGGCCAGCUUUCUGGAUCUCCUGUGGCUGAAAUAGUCACUGCCACAGCUCCAAAGUGCAAAGAACCUUACUCUGUUGCUUCUGUCUCUUUGCUCUCAUUCACUCCUGCUGCUGCCUCCUCUCUUCCCUCCCCAGCCCCACUCACUGCGUUGCCACCGGGAUGUAUGAUUUUUGUGUUUAAUUUGUAUUCACAUGUUUAAAAAGUGGUUGUUAACUUUUCAAAAUGUACUUGAAAGACAAAUCUGUAAUAAAUUUGUAGCAAUGUUUAGUAUAA